CCUAAAACCCUCCCCCAACCUAAACCCCAAAAGUCUCGUCCACAGCUAACUUCCGCAACCACGCCUGCCGGAGGCGACUCCGGUAGCCGUAGCACGUACUGCUGCCACCGCCGAUCUAUGCACAAGUGACUGCAGUAGGAGGACACUGGCGAUUGAGAGCUUAUUAAUUUCAUUGACCAAUCAAAUCAAUGCGGAAGAACAUACUCCACAUUCUUGCACAAUCCUUCUUCUUGUAUAGGAUUCGCGUCUUGCCGAUGAAAAAGAACAGUGUCACAUCCAUUCCAGUUGGUGCUCCCUGGAUUAUGCCUCUCUUUGCUUGCAUAACAGAAGUUGUCAGUAAUUAUAAGCAAAUCUCCACCCAGACAUCUCCAGAGGACGAGGAGUUCAGAGAUGAGAACUGCUAUCAAAUUCUCAAUGCUAUGCAAAACGCUCCAACCUCUGCCAGAGAAAUAUGCAGUUCCCAUAUUACCAAGCUAUGCAAGGCUGGUAAUCUUUCUGCUGCUGCUAGAUUGCUCCAGUUCUUAAGGGAGAGAAAUAUUUUUACUGCCCCAAACUUGUACAAUACCCUCAUGGAAGUAGCAGGUGAAAGGAACGACGUUGAGAUUUUGUGCCAGGUCUUCAAAGAUCUAGUUCUGUCUUGUAAAUCCCUUCCUUCAACUUCUUACCGUACUCUAGCACGGGCCUUCUCUAGUAUAAAUGAUCCUCUCUGUUUAUUUCAACUCGCAAAAGAUGUUUCGGAGCUGACAUAUCCAAGCAAUACUCUAGUGAUGAAUAGACUCAUCUGCGCCUUUGCUGAGUGUGGCCAGUCGGAGAAAGCCCUUAUGAUAUUUGAUGAGAUAAAGAGUCUGAAGUAUGAGCCUGAUUUGGUCACCUAUAAUACUAUUAUGGAUAUGCUAGGUCGUUCCGGCCAGACUGAUAAAAUGGUGAACAAGUUUGCAUCUUUAAAGGAGGCAGGAAUUAUCCCGGAUUUUGUAUCUUUCAAUACGUUAUUGAAUCACUUGAGGAAGAAGGGAAGAUUAGAUUUGUGCUUGGUAUACUUAAAGGACAUGUCAGCACUUGGAAUUCAACCAGACUUACUCACAUAUACUGCUUUGAUUAGUAGUUUUGGACAAUCGGGAAACAUUGAGGAAGCAUUGAGACUCUUCAAUGAGAUGAAGAUGAGACAGAUCCGCCCUUCUGUUUAUGUGUAUAGAUCACUAGUUAACUGCUUGAAGAAAAUGGGGAAGCUAGAGUUGGCGAUGACCAUACUAGAGGAGAUGAAUGCAUCUACAGGGAAUCUUGCUGGUCCAAAGGAAUUUAAGUGGAAAGGAAGAUAG
Molecule: messenger RNA, 1316 nt
Organism: Linum tenue
Lineage: Eukaryota; Viridiplantae; Streptophyta; Magnoliopsida; Malpighiales; Linaceae
Source: the annotation of a GenBank genome assembly